UCACUUUUCAGUUGUAAAUUUAGAUUACAGAAGAAGUUUAGUCACUUUUUUGUCUCUUGCAAAUUUAAAAUACAGAGGAGAAUUAAAACUUCGAAAUUUUCACCUGAGUUCAUCACAACAAUAUAAUUCAAACAUAAUUUGUAAAGAUGCAACUGCAUCUAUUAAUUCUGUUGUUCGCUCUUUCUGCAUUGUCGGCUGAGCAAAGAACUAAGAUGAUGGAGGAGAAAGAAUGUCUCAAUGAACAUUCGAAUUUAUUAAAUUAUUUUUCGUGGGCUGAUUAUACGAUAUUGGGCGUAAUGUUGGGCGUUUCCUGCCUAAUUGGAACAUUUUAUGGAUGUUUUUCUAAAAAGCAAGAGACCAGUGAAGAUUUUCUAUUAGGAGGUUCUAAAAUGGGAACUUUUCCAAUGGCAAUGUCACUUGCUGCCAGUUUUGUCACUGCUAUUGAAUUGCUCGGCAAUCCUGCGGAAAUGUACUCACAGGGUACGCAAUUUUGGAUGACCUGUCUGGCAUUUAUUCUAGUUAUUCCAAUAACGUCUCAACUUUAUUUGCCAGUUUAUAUGAAACUAAGGCUAACUUCAAGCUACGAGUAUUUAAAUAUACGAUUUGAUCGGCACUGCAGACUUUUAGCAAGUGGACUCUAUAUGAUACAAAUGGUCUGGUACACUUCAGUAGCUGUUUAUGCUCCAGCAUUAGCUUUAAGCCAUGUUACUGCCCUAAAUACUUAUGCUGCAGUGACUCUAGUCUAUGCAGUCUGCAUUUUUUAUGCUUCUCAGGGAGGUAUGAAGGCUGUUAUAAUGACCGAUACAUUUCAAGCUGCUGUUCUUCUGGGUUCAUUACUUAUAAUUGCUGGAUAUGGAAUAUCUUGGGCUGGAGGAUUUUCCACUGUGUGGAACGACAACUUGCAAACUGAUAGGAUUGAAAUUUUCAAUAUGGAUCCAACACCCACUGUCAGGCACAGUUUUUGGAGUGUUGUCGUGGGUGGAACUUUUUACUGGGCGACAAUGUUUUGCAGUAAUCAAGCUUCCAUUCAAAAAUACCUCAGUGUUGAAAAUAUCAGUCAAGUUAGAAUUGCUUUAUGGAUAUCUUCUGCUGGAUUGAUACUUAUCUACUCGGUCAAUUUUCUGACCGGUAUGGUUUUGUAUAGUGUUUAUAAAAAUUGCGACCCUCUGAGAGCUGGUCAAAUUUCUGCACAGGACCAGUUGUUACCACUCUACGUGAUGAAUUUUAUGAGCAGUUUGAAAGGAGUGCCUGGAUUUUUUGUUGCUGGUAUAUUUGCAGCUUCAUUCGGUACUGUGGCUAGUGCACUUAAUUCGCUGGCUGCAAUUGCAGUAGAAGAUGUUUUACUUGGAUUAUUUGAUAUAACUAUACCAGCACGGAAUGGCGCAUUUUAUGCUCGAUGGAUUAGUAUAUUAUUUGGAACAAUUAGUUUCGCCCUGGUGUUUGUUGUUGAACGACUUGGAGGGAUACUUGAGGUGGCUUUAUCUUUCAAUGGAAUGGUUGGAGGCGUCACAUUAGGAUUAUUUUCCCUUGGAAUGUUUGUGCCUUGGGUGAAUUCAAAAGGGGCUAUGGUUGGGGCCCUUACAGGCUUAGCUUUGGUUGGUUGGAUUGGAAUAGGAGGUCAGGUUGCUACAAUGAAUGGUCAAAAUCAUAUCGAGGGAAAGAUAACUUCUGUUGAUCAAUGCCCUUGUGUCAAUGAAACUAUUCUCGAUUUAUCAGGAUCAGAGGAGUCUUUCUCAGAAGCUUGGUCCUUAUAUAGAGUGAGCUAUCUCUGGUACAGUGCAAUUGGUUGCCUCGUCACAGUUUUCGUGGGUAUCUUUGUAAGUUUUGUAACAGGCUUCCAGAAUCCAUCUGAAUUGGAUUAUGAUCUUCUCAGUCCGCCAGUAAAACAUUUUUUGGGACCACCAACCAAAUCCAGAUCUGGCAGUAAAAUUGGUGGUGUUACUAAUUUAGCCCUGGAGAUGCAUGACGAAAAAAUUCAAAUAGAAAAUGGCAGGGGUACAAAAUUCUAA
Molecule: messenger RNA, 2009 nt
Organism: Belonocnema kinseyi
Lineage: Eukaryota; Metazoa; Arthropoda; Insecta; Hymenoptera; Cynipidae
Product: sodium-coupled monocarboxylate transporter 1-like
Exons: 9
Coding region: 147-2009 (620 amino acids)
Biological process (GO): sodium ion transport; transmembrane transport
Cellular component (GO): membrane
Molecular function (GO): symporter activity
Source: RefSeq, a predicted model, not a curated record